AUGGCAGAGAAAACACGGGAAGUUGAAUCGGAAAUGAUACACAGCGAGUCAAGAGAGCACGGGGUUCUUUUCGGUUAUCAUCGAGAGUCUUCCAAGGUAUUCGAUAUGCUCGAAAAGGAUGCGGCAUUCUACGCUCUGAAACUCGUCAAAUUUGCCAGUCCGGAAGCUGCUAUUGACGUCUUGAAACACAUAAAUCAUGAUCAUGCCCAUAUGGAAGAAACCAAGAAUGAACGCCUCCUAUGUGUCCUUCCCUCGGGUGCACCAGCUCUGAAUGGAAACCUCCAUGUACAGACUUCUAGAACUACUAAUGGGGCGUCAAAUGGGAAUUUGUAUCCGAUGCAGUUUGUGAACGUCGAAGAUAGUGCCUCAUCACGCUCAACAUCCCCACUGCCACCGCAAAUGCCCUCCCCAUCAAGUGCAAUGGGGUCGUACACGACUUCUGGGCCAGGUAGCGGUGGCAGUAGCCAAAUGUCAGUCCCCUCGACAACGUCGUCAUUUGUCUCAAUCGCUGCCGGUCCAUCAACGACCUCAUCACCCAUGUCUACAUCUUCGGGAGCUCAAACGACUGCGUCCGGUGGACAGUUAUCCAAUUCACAAUCACCACACAAAGCACUUCGACGACAAUACACCCCUGUAGCACCGGACUAUCACAGAACACACGUUCAUAUAUCAACAACCCCCUACAAACCGGAUUUCUAUCAGCAACAAGCCGUCCGCUCACAACAAGCCAAUUACAAGCCGUCGAUUUUCAUCGAACGAGGGCCUGAUAGGCCGAGCGGCGCUAUGAAACAGCACUACGUGGUCCGGGAUACAUUCAAAAGUGCACUGGACUCAUCUAUGUCGGCCCCAAUGGGUCAAUCGACGUCCCAUGUCCAAAUCGGUGGCAUGCCUUCCCAUCUAAACCGAUACGGACAACAACCUCCUCAUGCGGUAAUUCGGACGACUUUCAGUGCUGCACCCCUGAAGAGUAUGGUGAAUAUAAAUGUGUCGCCCAUUAAUAAGAAUACCGAAACUCGUACAUAUCGAUUGGAUGUGACCGGACGAGAUGGGGGUGUGUCAUCGGUGCAUGGUAUUCCCGGUUCCGUUACCGGUGUUCAGAAUAUCAUAGUGGAUCCGGAUAAGGCACAUCGCGGUUUUGUCGGCUAUGAAGAUGAACUUCGACCGAAGCACGUCUGUGCUGACGUCGUGCCAUCGACGUCGAAAGAACCCAUCAGGCAUGAACGAUUGGAGCGUAGCUAUGGAGUAGCAGCGAUGCAGCAGCACUCCUCUUCAAGAGGUGAUCCAGCACAACCGGCUGUAACCCGUUGCACGUCACCAUUACCGGAAUCGAUAGCUAGUCGUUUGAAGCAGCAGAAAUAUGAGAAAUAUGUCAAGCCAUGCAAACCGCGAAUGUUUUGCUUCUUUAUGGAACAACAUGUCGAACGAUUAUUGGCUCAAUACAAAGAACGAAUGAAACGAGCACAUCAGUUAUUCCAUACGGGCGAAGAGCUGAUUGCUUUCUCUAAACAACGAAACUUUUUCGGCCUCAGCAAAUUCGUCUACACCACAGGCUCAUUCUGGAAUGCCAUCUUGGACUAUGUAUGCGGGAGAGGCCCGAUUCUUUUUCUCCAAUCGUAUUCUGUAUUGAAGAUUUGA
Molecule: messenger RNA, 1635 nt
Organism: Haemonchus placei
Lineage: Eukaryota; Metazoa; Nematoda; Chromadorea; Rhabditida; Trichostrongylidae
Source: the annotation of a GenBank genome assembly